UUUUGACCGAGACUCGACAACAUUGGUCCCUUUGGGGGAAUUGGUCAUGGUUUUCCCCCCUGAAUAGCAGAAGCUGGUGGUUCAUUGGUGUCCAACACGGUUUUCUCUUCAAGAUGGCAGACGCUGAGAAUUUCGUCUCCCAACUCCCCCAGCCCACCCGCUAUGGGCUUCCUUCGCCGCAAAAACCUCUGGCAGAGGUCACAGCGUCGGCAACCAACUCCCGCAGUGCCAUGCCGCCUCCCAUAUUCACAAGCCACAAGCGGCAGGGCUCCAAUUUACCCGAGCCGACUGCCAAAAGAAAGACACUUGCCGAACGCGCUGGCGAACCCGUCAGAACAAUGGUUGCGGCUCCAAAGACCAGUGCUACGACAAGUGCUGGACUCGUGUCCGCCUUCCACUCACGGAAACCUUCUGUAUUCUCUCAAUCCUACCGGAGCAACUCCAGAAGCACCUCAAACUCUUCGGCGGCGUCCCAUUUCUCGGCCAGUGUGGGAACUGGUAUUCGACCGCCUACAAUUCACCCAACAUCAAACCUCGCCCGCCCGAAAUCAUCCCUCGCAAAAGACAGAGGAACAAGGAUGGCCGACUCGAGGCCUGCUACAUCACUAGGAACCCGUGGAAGGAAUCAGGAUGGUCCCAAUAAUAAAUUGGCGUGGGACCCCGAAGAACAAUAUGGCAACAUCGAGAGAAUGUAUGAAGAUGUUUGCAAACAUUACAAAGAAGCCAUGGAAGACAACAUGGAAGCCAAAGAGAUCAACAACACUUACAAGUCCACCAUUGCGAACCUCGAGCAAGAUCGGAGAGAUGCCACCGAAGCCAUGAUCGCACUCAGGUGUGAACUUGAAACCACAAAAUACCGCCUAGAAUCUGCCGAACAUGGAAUGCACGACCUCAAACGAGACCAGGAAGCAGAAAUUGAAAGCAUCAAACUUCAACACAAAACAGAAGUCGAUUGUGUCCGCCAAUCCCACCGAGACGAUAUGGAGCAUUUGAAGGCGGACCACAGAGAAGAGAUCCGCGAGUUGAAGAAACGACUAGAAGACGAACUCGAAUACGAACGUGCGCAAAGGAUCCAGGCAUUGAGCCAGGUGUCCACACAGGGAGCUCUUGAGAAACAACGACACCAGAUGGAUCUCGAAUCGAAAGAACACGAAAUACGGAGUUUCCAUCUGGAGAUUGAUCGACUCAAGGCGGAUCUUGAGAGAGAGAAGCUCCUCAACGACGAUCUCCGCCGCAACCUGUCCACCGCGGGAGACAACGCAAUGAGCAUGGAAAGUGCCCGCCAGGCUCUACAGGCCAAGAUUGAGUACCUGGAAUCAGACAGCAAAUCUCAGUCAGAAGCGUAUGCCGCGAUGGAGAGAAGAAUGAAUGAAGCCUUGGAGAAGGCGACAGAAUGUGAAGAGAAGCUAAGGAAGGAAGAAAUCCUUCGACGCAAACUGCACAACCAAGUGCAAGAGUUGAAAGGCAACAUUCGAGUCUUCUGCCGUGUCCGACCCACCAACGAAAGUGAAGGAGCCGAAGAGACGGCAAAGAUCACAUUCCCCGAGUCGGACGAAGAAGUCAGAGACAUUGAAAUCAAAGGAGCAGAGGAAACCAACAGCCUCGGAAAAGUGACGACAAAGACACAUCAGUUCACAUUCGAUCGAGUCUUUGAUCCGUCCAGCAGCAACGCGGAAAUCUUUGAGGAAAUCAGCCAACUCAUACAGUCCGCGCUGGACGGUUACAACGUCUGCAUCUUUGCCUACGGGCAAACCGGCUCUGGAAAGACGUUUACCAUGUCUUCUGAAGACGGCAUGAUUCCACGAGCCCUACGACAGAUAUACGCUACAAGCAAAGAGCUAGAAGCGCGAGGUUGGAAAUACACCAUGGAAGGCAGCUUUGUUGAAGUAUACAACGAAGAGCUGCGAGAUCUCCUGGGGAAAGACUCCGACAACAACAAUAAGAAACAUCAAAUUCUUCACGACAGCGCAACAUGUGAAACCACAAUCACCGACGUGACCACGGUCAAUCUGGACAGCCAAGAUCAAGUCGAAGGCAUCCUUGCGCAAGCGAUGUCCCGUCGCUCAGUGGCCGCCACAAAAGCCAACGAACGCAGUUCUCGAAGCCACUCCGUCUUCAUCCUCAAACUCGCAGGCUUUAACACGGUGACGGGCCAGAAGAGUAAAGGCACGCUAAACCUGGUCGAUCUCGCCGGAUCAGAAAGACUGUCUCAUUCCAAGGUCGAAGGCGCACGAUUGAGGGAGACGCAAAACAUUAAUAAGUCGCUUUCUUGCUUAGGCGACGUUAUUGGGGCACUAGGCCAGCAGCAGGUCAAUGGCUCGUUGAACUCUAGAGAGAGUGGCAACAGUGUUGGAUCCAACUCCUCAUCGUCUGCCACAGGAGCAGGCGGAAUACACAUCCCCUACAGAAACAGCAAGCUCACCUAUCUGUUACAGUACAGUCUGGGUGGGAACAGCAAGACACUGAUGUUCGUCAUGGUGGCACCAGAAAAGAAGUGCCUUGCAGAGACGAUCACGAGUCUGAAGUUUGCCGACAAAGUAUCGAAGACGAAGAUUGGAGUGGCGAAGAAGACGGCAGGAGGGAAGUGAGGGCGAGAUUGUCUGGUUUUGCGUCUUUGUCAUGUGUUGUAUCGGUUUUUCAAGCAAGCGGUUCUGACCACGGAUGGAAUAUCGACCUGACGACCCAAUACAUUUCACGUCAUGAGGGGAAAAUGUGCGGCGUUCUGGCUUCUAUGACUAUGGGAUUUUCGGAGGGCUAUUCAAUCGUUGAUCGGCGGACUGGUGGAGAUGCAUUGUCCAAUGUUACAAUUCUGCUUUGGGAUUGACGAGAGGUUGGAUUGAGUUGGGUCGAGUUGGGUUGGAUAGGACGCAUCAUGGUUGGGAUUGUGUUUGUAUACAGAAAUGACAGACUCGAAUGGAACAAUCUUUCAAUGAGAAGCGGUUGGUUUGGAGUUUCGUUCCUCUGAGCUUGUCGUCGC
This is a messenger RNA of Cladophialophora immunda, 2977 nucleotides long. RefSeq lists its product as uncharacterized. The record is from RefSeq and is a predicted model, not a curated record. Gene Ontology annotation, biological process: microtubule-based movement. Bases 114 to 2588 code for a protein of 824 amino acids. Gene Ontology annotation, molecular function: microtubule binding; microtubule motor activity; ATP binding. The transcript is spliced from 4 exons. NCBI's taxonomy places the organism in Eukaryota, Fungi, Ascomycota, Eurotiomycetes, Chaetothyriales, Herpotrichiellaceae.